Polyodon spathula (Mississippi paddlefish) is the source of this 3480-nucleotide messenger RNA. RefSeq lists its product as uncharacterized. The coding region runs from base 200 to 3187 and encodes 995 amino acids. NCBI's taxonomy places the organism in Eukaryota, Metazoa, Chordata, Actinopteri, Acipenseriformes, Polyodontidae. The transcript is spliced from 9 exons. Gene Ontology annotation, cellular component: chromosome, centromeric region. The record is from RefSeq and is a predicted model, not a curated record.
UUAGAAUUUCAUGUUAUUCGGUUUAUAUGUGUUUUAUAAAGGAAAAGUCGUUAUAAAUGAGCGACCAGCACGGGAAUGUCGUGAUUUUAAACACAAACGUCGUUGCGGGUUCCAGUAACUAUUUCAAUAAUACGUGUUUUGUAAACAGACGAAGCUGGAGUAAGUAAUACCCGGGUUCAGUUCUGGCAAGUAUCGAGCGAUGUUUGCUCCAGCGACUGGUGGCGGACCUUCCACCAUGGACGUGCUCAGAGAGAGAAUGAUUGAAAAGAAGCAGGGCUCCUUAAAAGCAGCGAAACUGAACACCUCGCUUGCACUGAAGAUCAAAACCAAGAUCCUAAAUAACUCCUCCAUUGUUCACACUUCUAUGAAAAUUAACAACAAAGCAUUGGCAUUAGCUCUGAGUGCCCAAAAGGAGAAAUGCAAAUUUUUAGAGAAGGAAAUGAUUACACUGCAAAAGGAAGCCGUGAUGCUAUAUGUUCAGAAUGCCUCAUAUAGUCACAGACAGAAGCACUUGCUUUCACUACUUAAAGAACUGCAACAGAGCACACAUGACAGAUUAGAUGCUGCUGUCAAGAUGUGUUCAGUUGAAGAUUGCCCAAGUCCAACUGUCUCCAAGAGAAGCAGCAAACCGCCUCUCCCAAACAGAGCAGGGGCCAGUUUACAGAAUGUUGGUAAUGAAGCCCUUUGUGCAGACCAGAAGUCACCUGUGGUGUCACUGGAGAAACAUGUGUUGCAGCCACAGCCACGGAGACCCGUGCAAGAGAAAUGCUUCGUGCAAUCACCCCUGGAGGAGACAGCUGUUAACAGGCAGUCUGAACCUGGGCAUUUCCUAGAAAAUAUGCAGCAUAUCGACCAAGAAGAUGCAGGAAUCUUUCGUUCCCCAUCACCUGUAGUGAAAGAGCCCUCCUAUCCCAGAGUCUCGCCUGACAGAGUCAUAAAAAAAGGGAGGAGAUCAUGCCUGAUUACUGGAGGACUUUUUGAAAGUUAUUCAAAAGGGUGCCCUGGGACUGAUGGCUCUACAGUCGUUAAAACUCGCAAAAAACAAUCUGGAGUGGGGAGUCCAGGUGUUUCUCUUGCUGAGCCCAAUGGCUCUAAAGAGAGUCUUGAAUUCCAGAUUCCUAAACAAGAAACCACAGUCUUUGAUGCUGAAAUGGAACUGACUGUCAAUGAGGAGACUAAAAUUGUAACUGUUGAAUCAAACUCCAGCAGGAAAAAUAUUGAGGAGAACAGAACAGCAAAGCCGCGGAGCAAAAAGGGUGAUCCUGAAACUCUGAGAAACAUUAAGAAAAAGAAAAGAGAUCCUAGCAAAGCUAUUCAACAUGUAAAUUUGACUCGCCCUGUCUCUGAAAAAUGUGUAAGUAUCAGACCUUUAGAUAAAGACAAGGCAAUCUCAGAUGCUGUUGGUAGUGACUUGCAAACAGCAAGUUCAGCCUCUGCAGCCGAGGUGAGUGUAGCAGUCAAUAAGCAGCUGUACCAAGGGGAAGACAGUUGCGGAAUAACAGAUGCCUCUCUGAACAAUGAAUGUAAAGACUGCAGAAACACGUAUAAAAUCUCAGUUUUUCAGAAUGCUGAAUAUACAGCUAGCAGAAAGGCUGGCAUAAUCUCAUCGGAAGCUUUGAAAUACACAAAUAAAUGUGAACAAAGCAGAGCAAUAUUUGGGCAAGUGGAAGAACCAUUGGAUCAACCAAAAGAUCUGUUGGAAGAAAAUACACUUGCUGAUUUUCAAACUGUAGAAACAAAAGCACAGGACUUUUUAAAUGUUGAGACUAAAGAGAGCAGAAGAACGUACUUAGUCUCAGGCCCUCCAAGAGUAACUGAUUGGAACACUGAAUGUAACGAUAACAGAAGAACAUUUGUAAUCUCAAAUUUUCAGAAGGCUGAACCCACAGCUAGCGGACUAUCGCACAUAGAGCCUGGGCAAGAACAGAAUUUACAGAACCUUGCUCUCAAAGAUAAAUCUGAAGAAAAUGCACACGGUAGCAAAUUAUUUGAUAGAGCUUUUGUUAUGUCAGACAGAUAUGUUGCCAAAAGGGAAAACCUCAUAAUCACCCUCCCUUUAUAUAAGGCAGAUGGUGGUUCUGUAGUAGAGGCCUGUGAAACAAAGGUUUGUGAAAGCAACAGUACAACGAAGGUCAGUAAACACAAAAAGAACAGCAGCAGAAAGAGAAGAUAUGUGGUUGAUGAAAUCUGUGCAGAAAAAGGCAAAAAUUCUAACAAUACUGCAAUGCACAGCCAACCUGAGAGUGGUCUAAAUGAUCCUGUUGUGCAACACUCUUCAAAAAGAAGCCGUAUUUCUCAGAAAUCAUGCUCUCACACAACACAAGGAGAGUUCAGUGCUAAUCCAAACAGGAAAACAUAUGUAAUUCAUCCUGCAAACAAGGUGAAAAGUUCUAAAAGCAGCCCUGAAAAUCAAACAAAGGAAGUGAAAUCUGAAAGCCACUGUGCAAAAUUUGCAUUUAAAGAACCUGUUGUCCCAAAUCCCUGUUUUGUGUUCACUCAUAAGGAAAGUGAGUGUGUAAGAGGUAGCAAAACCACUUCACAGGAAAAUCAUUUGGAAGACAGCUGUACUCCUCGGAAAAAAGAGUCCUCUUCACUGGCGGCUGUAAACUCUGACGGUGCCGGAGGUGUGAUUUUAAAGCCACCUUGUGUUCAGAAGGCAUCAGCAGGUGGAGGAGGUGGUGUGGGAGUUUGUAGAGUGCAGGACACGGGCGCUUCAGCACAAACCCCAGUGACUGUCGCCUUACCCAGGGCUGCAGCACAGAGAGCUAAAGAACACUCUGCCGUCCUGGAAAGCCUUCAGAAGUUGGUUCAGGAGGACAGUUCUCUUGGUGGAUUCCAGUGUUAUGGACCUGAAACUCAGCAGUGUGGCCUAUUUCACAAUCUUCAUUCUUCUGUGAAUACUGUUAAAGAAAGUGAGAAGAUUGCACAUACUGUGAAGAGAAGUCAAGACAAAACCCCUGAUGGAAGAAUACUGCAGACUGUAACCAACACCAGUUUGAGUACUUGUGAAGAAGCUGGAAUAUCCAAGAAACGCAGGCGAGCUGCAACUGUAGCUAACUACAAGGAGCCACGGCUUAAUAGCAAGUUACGACGUGAAGAUCAAGAGAAACUGCAGCCCUCUGUGUACAAGGAGGACAAAAAACAAAAUGAGAUGCAAAUUAAACUGGAAUCAGAUGGGCCUGUGUAAUCCCUUUUUGUGUUUUUUAAAUUAUAUAUUUUCUAUUUGAUCAAAUACAAUGUUGUAUAUAACUAAGUUGGUUUUAUUUUUACUGAUGUUGAAGGGAACCGUACCUGUAUGUGCAGAGUGUACUACAUGCUGGUCCACUCUGAGUUUUACUGAAAAUACAUAUAUGGUGGGACUUUGACUGUUAACAUUCCUUGUUUAGUAAAUAUUUCGGUAUCGCUUAUUUGUCCCGUUUUUUGCCGUUAUGCGGAAAUAAGGCUGUUUGAAAAUAUCUAUUUUAAUUUUUUUUUUGUUUA